This is a messenger RNA of Cuscuta campestris, 2309 nucleotides long. Lineage: Eukaryota; Viridiplantae; Streptophyta; Magnoliopsida; Solanales; Convolvulaceae. The record is from the annotation of a GenBank genome assembly.
AAAAAAAGGAAAAUGCUAGGGGUACACCAAAAGUGUACCCCAAACAUCCCCCACCCCCUCCAUCACCACACAAAAAAGGCAAGAAAUUUUCAAAAAAAUUUAAAAAUAAAAACAAAAUAAAAUGAAUGAUUAGUAGGAGGGUGGUGUACAUUUGGGGUACAUUUUUUGGUGUACCCCUAGCAUAUCCCUCGAAAAAAACUCCCUCUCAUCCUCAAAAAGUAAAAAUAGCUUUUCUUUAAAAAAAAUCCGACUUUCCUAGAUGAUCACCUCUGCAACAAAACCACUCAGAUCUCCAAGCAAUGGCCGAGCAGCAGAACAGAGCUGCUUAGCACUUCUCCAGCUCUGCAAUUCUCUUCCCAAACUCUCCCAAAUCUACUCCCGCAUCCUCAAGCUCGGCCUCCGAUCCAACAAUCUCGUCCUCACCAAACUCGCUUCAGUUUCCUCCGACCUCGGCGCCAUAAACUACGCUUCUACCUUCAUCUUCCACUCGGACGCCGAAACCCGCGACUUCGACGCCUUCCUUUUCAACACCGUGAUCAGAGGCUUCGCUCAAACCCGUUGUUCCAAGCACAAAGCAGUGACGUUUUACCAGAAAAUGUGCGAUCUUGGCGUUUUGCCUAAUAAGUUUACCUACCCUUUUGUUCUCAAGGCUUGCGCUGGAAUUGGGGAAUUGAAACUAGGCAAAACCGUUCACGGGUUGGUGGUGAAGAUGGGGUUCGGUGAUGAUAGGAAUGUUUUGAACACGAUGGUUCACAUGUACUGUUGCUGUAAUGGUGGGAUUGGGUACGGGCGGAAGGUGUUCGAUGAAAUGCCUGACUGGGAUUCUGUUGGGUGGAGCGCAAUGAUUGGUGGGUAUUCGCGAUGGGGCAUGUGCAAUGAGGCGGUAGCCUUGUUUAGGAAGAUGCAGAUGGAAGGGGUGAGGCCUGAUGAGAUCACAAUGGUCUCUGUCUUGUCUGCUUGCCGGGAAUUGGGAGCCCUCGGGCUCGGCAACUGGCUUGAAGAGUACAUUGACAGGGAAAAGCUUCAGAAAAGUGUAGAGCUUUGGAACGCUCUCAUCGACAUGUUUGCAAAGUGUGGGGACAUUGAUAAGGCCCUGAGUUUGUUUUUGCGUAUGGGCGAAAAGAACAUUGUUUCUUGGACUUGUGUCAUUGAUGGCUUAGCAAUGCACGGCCAGGGUUCUGAGGCAGUGUCAUUGUUUGAGGAGAUGAGAAGAGAUGGGAUUAUAACACCUGAUGGAGUUGCCUUCAUUGGACUGCUCACUGCUUGUAGCCAUUCCGGUUUGGUUGAAGAAGGCAGAAAGUAUUUUACCUCAAUGACACGAGAUUUCGGCAUAGCUCCCAAUAUAGAACACUAUGGGUGCAUGGUUGAUCUCUUCUGCAGGUGUGGACUUGUUAAGGAAGCAUUAGCAUUUGUCCAGAGAAUGCCUGUUGAGCCGAACGCAGUCAUCUUGCGCACCAUAGUCACUGCUUGCCGUACUCACGGAGAGCUAAAACUAGGAGAAACGAUAAUCAGAGAGCUGAUAGAAGACGAACCGAUGCAAGACUCAAAUUACGUGCUGUUGUCCAAUAUUUACGCGAAAAUGUUGAAAUGGGAGAAGAAAACCGUGGUUAGGGAGGCAAUGGUGAAGAAGGGGAUGAAAAAGAGCCCAGGAAGCACGAUGCUCGAGUUGGGUAACGAAAUCUACGAGUUCGUGGCAGGGGAUAAAAGCCAUAGUCAGUACAGAGAGAUUUACAAGAUGAUGGAUGGCAUAGGGAAGCAGAUAAAGAAGGCUGGGUAUGUGGCAUCAACAUCAGAAGUGUUGCUUGAUAUUGAUGAGGAAGACAAGGAGGGUGCUUUGAAUAGGCACAGUGAAAAGCUGGCCAUUGCUUUUGCACUUAUGAAGACUCCUCCUCAAGCUCGGAUACGCAUUGUGAAGAACUUGCGCGUUUGCGAGGAUUGCCAUUCAGCCAUCAAGUUGAUUUCUGUGGUCUAUAAGCGCGAGAUUCUGAUGAGGGACCGGAACCGGUUUCAUCAUUUCAGAGAGGGCAAAUGCUCUUGCAAGGACUUCUGGUAAUGCAUACAAGAAUUCGACAAGUUGGAGUUGCCCAUUCGUAACCGAGUCCACCCACUUCAUUUUCUUUUCCUCUCAUGCCUCUUACAGUCUUACCCUCUCUCUUUCACUUCCGCCAUUUAAUUCUUCAGAGCUGCCCACGUAACCCACGCCGCCAACGACAACCUCCUCCUCCUUCUUCACCCUACAUGAUAAAAUUCGCUUGAUCUUAUUGUGCCGAUCUUCAAGCUCAUGCUCAGAUCUAGCUGCUUAAUUGGUA